CUUUCUUGUACAUACCAAUUUAUACCUACCUUUCACUCUUGACCCGGAGUCACUCUUUCACACCGUCAAAAUGCCUUCUUCCCGCCAGAUCCUUUCUGUCCUCGCCGCUGCCGCCUCUGUUGAGGCUGCCAUGGGCCCAGCCUUCAGCACCGGUCCUGUUGGCUCGGGCUCCUGGAUUCGCGAGUCCAUUUCCACUCUUGUCUUGCCCAAGGCACCCAGCAGUAGCUCUGGCGAUGCCUCUCUCUGGGUCGGCAUGGGUACAUCCAACGGCGACCUGAUCCAGUCGAUCGCCGACAACUGGAACUCCAACACUUGGAGCAUCUUCGCCUACACACUCCUGAGCACCGGAGCCAAUUCGCAGAUGCCCGUUCAGACCGACGGCACAAACGCUGUCGAGGGCGAGAAGAUCACUAUGCACUAUAAGUUCGAUGACGCGACCGGCAACUACACUCAAUACGUCUCGAUCAACGACAAGCAGGUCGCAACCCUCAGCACCAGCGACGGUCACGCACAGGGCUGGGGCAGCGCUGUUGAGUGCGCCGAGAACAACUGCGGUACUAUGCCUGCCCACAAGUGGAUUGACACUGUCAUCACCCUCGACACUGCCGACCCCAACUACGACCAGACUAUGGGUAAGGGUGAUGGUGUCACUGGCGAGAUGUCCACUGAUGACGGUGGCAUCACCUGGAAGGUUACCGACAUCGACAUCCCCGAGUUCACCUUCGGCCAGUAG
Macroventuria anomochaeta is the source of this 733-nucleotide messenger RNA. RefSeq lists its product as uncharacterized. NCBI's taxonomy places the organism in Eukaryota, Fungi, Ascomycota, Dothideomycetes, Pleosporales, Didymellaceae. The record is from RefSeq and is a predicted model, not a curated record. The transcript is spliced from 2 exons. The coding region runs from base 71 to 733 and encodes 220 amino acids.